Drosophila biarmipes is the source of this 460-nucleotide messenger RNA. RefSeq lists its product as uncharacterized. Bases 125 to 247 code for a protein of 40 amino acids. Lineage: Eukaryota; Metazoa; Arthropoda; Insecta; Diptera; Drosophilidae. The transcript is spliced from 2 exons. The record is from RefSeq and is a predicted model, not a curated record.
UUUCAGUUAUACGUUUUGGCCGCAGCAGUAUACUUCCAUGAAUCUGAAAAUUUUCCAAAUUGUGUGAACUAUUUUUUGAGAUCCAUCAGUAGUUUCUUUUGCUUGGGAAAUUAUUAUCAACACCAUGCAUUUGAUGUGCGAGCGAUUGUCUUCAAUAUUUGCGGGCGUCUUGGUGGGUUUGUGGUACGGCAAGACCUUCCCAGAGGACACCAAGUCCAAGGACUCCAGCAAGGAUAAGAAGAAGUAGGUGGUAUCAGGCAACCCCGAAAGCCCACUCAAAAUACCCAGCAAAAAUCACAAAAGAAUUUAAGUCGAGAAGAAAACUUCAAUCGGGCUCGACGACCUGUCAACCCGGUCACCCUGACACAGCUCAGUAUUUAUUCGGCUUCGCAACCAGUAUAUCAGACUCUCGACUUGCACUAAAUUUUUACCGUGUUUGGUUUUCAUCCGACAUCCAACA